Plenodomus lingam JN3 is the source of this 663-nucleotide messenger RNA. RefSeq lists its product as uncharacterized. NCBI's taxonomy places the organism in Eukaryota, Fungi, Ascomycota, Dothideomycetes, Pleosporales, Leptosphaeriaceae. The record is from RefSeq and is a predicted model, not a curated record.
AUGUCUCACCAACGCAGCCGAUCCCGCGUCCGCUUUGCUCCACGCGACGAAUAUGAGCCGAUACGCGGCCGUCCGCAGUACAGGCGCUCAACCGCGGAUUCUCGAGAGAGUUUCUACUCUCCAUCACGAUCUCGCUCACGAUCUUUGACCCGGGAGGUCGAAAAUCGACAGGUUGAACGCCAUCGGUACCAAGCACCUCUACCACCAGCAGCAACACCGCGCUCGUCAGCACCAACACCAACACUAGUACCAGCACCAGCGCCAGCACCAGCCCGGGACCACAGAAAAGAAAAAGAAUGGUACCAUAAGAAGACGGUGUGGACCAGUCUAGCCACUGUCGCCACAGUAGCCGCUCUACUCCCAUCCACCAUAUCAGCAAAAGCCUCAGUCGACGCCGCACAUGCUUCCGGCCGUGCUGCGAGAGCGAGCGAGAAGAGCGCACGUGAAGUAACCAAGAGCGCGAGGGCCAGCGAGAUGAGCGCAAUGGGAUCCAUUAUGAGUGCCAGAGCGGCGACGAAUUCGAGCCUUGCACAAGGCCAUAUGGAUGAAUAUGGUAAUGCGAUUCGGAAGAAUGGUUAUGGUGGUGUGGAGAGAUUGCGGGUCAAGCCUCCGAUUGUGGGUGCGUAUGCACAACGAGGCGGAACUUCACGAAGGGGGUGGUAG